UCGUGUGUGUUGUGCGUCGUCCGGACAGCGUCAUGUCAGGUGCGUCCCUGUCGCUGGAGGAGCACCUGUCGUGUCCCAUCUGUCUGGACUUGUUGUCAGAUCCGGUGUCGACUCCGUGUGAACACAGUUUUUGUAGAACUUGUCUCGUGUCUCACUGGGACAGAAGCUCCGAGUGCAGCUGCCCUCUGUGCCAACGCCGCUUCACCGCCCGCCCGCACCUGCGCGCCAACCCCCUCCUCCACCAGGUCCUCUGCCAGGUGAAGAAACAAACUCAGAAACAAGAACAACCAGAGACCAGACCUUCAGAACCACAAGAGUCCAAAGCCCAGGUCCAGAGUGAGAGCACGUCUACCAAGAACAUGUCCUCGUCCUCAGAAGUGAAGAACAUGUCCUCGUCCUCAGAAGUGAAGAACAUGUCCUCGUCCUCAGAAGUGAAGAACACGUCCUCGUCCUCCUCAGAGGUGAAGAACACGUCGUCGUCGUCGUCGUCCUCAGAGGUGCAGUGUGACGUGUGCUCUGAGCCCAAGCUGAAGGCCCUCAAGUCCUGCCUGGUGUGUCUGUCCUCCUUCUGUGAGAGCCACCUCCAGCCUCAUCUCACAGUCUCUGGGCUGAAAAGACACCAGCUGAUGGAGCCUGUGGAAAACCUGGAAGACAGGAUGUGUCCCACACACCAGCGCCCCCUGGAGCUCUUCUGUUCCACUGAUGAGAAGAGCGUGUGCAUGAUGUGCUCCCUCCUAGAGCACAAGAACCACGAGUUUCUGCCUCUGAAGGACGCGUUUGAGGAGCAGAAGGUUUCGCUGGAGAAGAGUUUGUCCGAGAACAGACGGAAGGUUCUGAACCGGAGGCAGAAGAUGGAGCAGAUCCGAGCGGCGCUGGAGCAGAGUCAGACGCAGGCGCAGGCGCAGACGGAGGAGAUGGUGGAGGUCUUCAGUCAGGUCGUGGAGAAGGUCCAGAGCUGCUUGGACCGACACUCCGAGAUCAUCGAGAAGACCCUGAGCAAACAUGAGGAACGCGCUCAGAUGCUCCUGUCCCGACUGGAGCGGGAGAUCCUGGAGCUGGAGAAAAGCGGCGCCGAGGCCGAGCGUCUCUCGCGCUCUCGUGACCCGCUCCACUUCCUGCAGCACCUGGCGGCGCUGGCGCCCCCCGCCGGGCUGGAGGAUUGGAGCGGCGUGAGCUUCGAAGCCGCCGCCUUCGAGGGGACGGUGGCGCGCGCUCUCGCCGCCUUCACCAACGCUUUGAGCGACACGCAGCGGCAAGUCCAGGAGGCGGAGCUUCGACGAGUGCGCAGGAGCGGCGUGGACGUGACCCUCGACCCCGACACGGCGCACUGCAAACUCGUCCUGUCCAGAGACAACAAGAAGGUCCACUACAGCGACGGCAAGAAGAAGAACCCCGAGAAGGUACACGCGGGCGCGAGGGGGCGGGGCCUAAAAGAGCCGCCGAGAAUCGAUCAUGACCGUUUAGAGAAUCGAGAAUCACCAACAGAGAAAAUCAAAAAGUUUCACCAGAAAAACACUGAUCCUUUACGGUUUCGUCAAUGA
This is a messenger RNA of Boleophthalmus pectinirostris (great blue-spotted mudskipper), 1541 nucleotides long. RefSeq names its product E3 ubiquitin-protein ligase TRIM47-like. Bases 33 to 1541 code for a protein of 502 amino acids. The transcript is spliced from 3 exons. Gene Ontology annotation, molecular function: zinc ion binding. The record is from RefSeq and is a predicted model, not a curated record. NCBI's taxonomy places the organism in Eukaryota, Metazoa, Chordata, Actinopteri, Gobiiformes, Gobiidae.